AUGAACCCUUCUUACCCACCACAGGGACCUCCUCCGGGUAGUAUGCCUCCUCCUGGAGGAGCUCCUGGUCUCCAGCGGCCUGCGGGUAGUAGCAAUUUGAACUACUUUACCGACAAGAAGAAGGGUGAAGUGAACGAACUUAAGAACCUACUUCGUGAAGUGACCGUGGAAAAGGAUGUCAAGCGCAAGCGUGAGAUCAUUAAGAAAGUCAUUGCUUAUAUGACCCUAGGCAUUGACGUUUCUCGUCUCUUUAGUGAGAUGGUACUAUGUGUCGACACAAAGGACCUGAUUUCAAAGAAAAUGGUGUAUCUCUACCUCACAAAUUAUGCCCAAAAGAACUCAGAACUGGCUAUUAUGUGCAUCAAUACGUUGCUCAAUGAUUGUCGCAAUGAAGACCCAAUGGUGCGUGGUCUUGCACUACGGUCGCUAUGUUCAUUACGUCUGGAUUCCAUCCUUGAGUACAUUCACGACCCAUUACAGGCAUCACUUACGGACACGAGCGCGUACGUCCGGAAGACAGGCGUCAUUGGCAUUUUGAAGGUCUAUUCGCUCAAUCCAGAGAUCAUCAAGGAAAGUGAUAUGAUCGAUACGUUGUAUAAUAUGAUUCGUGAUCGUGAUCCACAAGUGGUUUCUAAUUGUUUGGUGGCUCUAAACGAGAUCAUGACGGACGAAGGUGGCAUUGCUAUUAAUCAACCAAUUGUAAUGCACUUGUUGAGUCGUAUCUCGGAUUUUAAUGAGUGGGGACAGUGUAAUAUUCUUCAGAUUGUGGCAAAGUAUAAACCUGCUGGACCAGAUGAGGUUUUUACGAUUAUGAAUACACUGGAGCAGUGUCUGCGUGUCUCGAGCAGUGCUGUCGUGUUAGGCACGGCCAAGUGUUUUUUCAAUCUCACUCAAGCUCGGGGGAUGGAACAGAUUCAGGAUCAAGUGUUUGAGCGGAUGCGCCAACCUCUGCUCACUUUGAUGGCAGGUGGCAGUCACGAGAUUAAUUACUGCGUGCUACACCAUAUUUUGCUUCUGGUGGGGAAGAAACCGCAAGUGUUUAGCCGCGACUACCGUCAAUUUUACAACCGGUACAACGAGCCUACGCACGUCAAGUAUGUCAAGAUCGACAUCUUGGCUCUAGUCGCUGAUGGUGCCAACGUGGCUGACAUUGUCACGGAGCUGAGUGAGUACGUAACGGACGUAGACCAGGAGCUGGCUCGCCGCGCGAUUCAUGCGAUUGCCGGCGUAGCUGUGAGCCCCAACUUGUCCGUAAACACGGUGCUACAUCAGUACCCGGGCGGAAGCAAUGUGCCGGAGGCCUACGGUCAGCAGGCGGCCCAACAGCUUAUGGAACAGAUGCAAGAUCACAUUAUGGACACGAUGGUGGACUUCCUGGAACUGGACCUCGAUUAUGUGCGCGAUGAAAGUCUUGUAGUAAUGAAAGACUUGCUCCGCAAGUACCCAGAGAAGCGCCACGACGUUUUACCCGUGUUGGCUCGUAUUGUCGCCGCAGUGGAGCAGCCGACUGCCAAAGCUGCAGUUGUGUGGAUGCUUGGUGAGUUCGGCCAGGAUCUUCGUCGCGCACCGUACGUACUGGAGAAGCUUAUCGAUGACUUUAGUAGCGAGGCCGCCCCGUCCGUGCUGCUCGAGCUGCUUGCGGCGACGAUGAAGCUGUUCUUCAAGCGUCCUCCUGAGAUGCAAAGUAUGCUGGGACGACUGCUUAGUUCUGCCAUUAACGAUUCAAACCACCAAGACGUGCGUGAUCGUGCUCUACUCUACUACCGUCUGCUUGGGCAGCAACCAACAGAACAGGCGGCCGCAAUUGUGGCACAAUUUUGCACGGAAGAGACGGUUCGCGUGUUUGCGGAGUCUAUCGAGACGGACCUUGAGGACAAGUUGUUCCAGGAGUUCAACUCGCUUGCUGUGGUAUACAACAAACCCAGCGAGCUCUUUGUGUCAGCUUCGCACUUGGCUGGCACGGCUGCGCCUCUUGAAGAUGAAGAAGAAGAAGAAGAAGAGGAAGACAAGGAAGACGAAACCUGCGACGAUAGUGCUCUUCCGCAGCAACAACAUCAACAGCAGCAGCAUAACUUGGCGCCGUCUUCGCAGCCAGCAGCACCCAGCAUGGACCUGCUGGACAUGGAUUUCGGCUCUGCUCCAGUUAUCGCUCCGCCUCAGAUAGCAGGCCCCGCUUUCGCGCUGGUCCCGACGCCAGUCAUGGACGCUCCUACGUUUCAGGGUCAAUGGAGCAGCAGAGCUGUGGUGGCUGAGGUAGUGGUUCAGCUGCCAGUUUUGCCUCCGCAAGACGAGCUGGAGCAGGCAUUUGCAUUGCGUGGCAUCGUGACGAUGGCUUCAGGUGACGUGGGUCCGCAGUACAAAUUCUUUUUUUACGCUCAAGACACGCAGGGCCGUUACUUCAUGUCCGAGACACUCGUAGAGAAGGCAAACCGCACACUACGAGCCACCAUUAAAGGCGAGGACGAGAUGUCAGGAUCCCAGUUUGCUGACCUUAUGCGUCGUGUACUGUUCGGUUGA
This is a messenger RNA of Peronospora farinosa, 2517 nucleotides long. Lineage: Eukaryota; Oomycota; Peronosporomycetes; Peronosporales; Peronosporaceae. The record is from the annotation of a GenBank genome assembly.